Molecule: messenger RNA, 2257 nt
Organism: Silurus meridionalis
Lineage: Eukaryota; Metazoa; Chordata; Actinopteri; Siluriformes; Siluridae
Gene: nap1l4b
Product: nucleosome assembly protein 1-like 4b
Exons: 14
Coding region: 402-1511 (369 amino acids)
Biological process (GO): nucleosome assembly
Cellular component (GO): chromatin; nucleus
Molecular function (GO): histone binding; chromatin binding
Source: RefSeq, a predicted model, not a curated record
UGUUGUAAUACAAGAAAGAGAAAUAAAUCAGUGGAGUAACUAGCUAGCUGGUGAGGUGAAAUCCUGCGGUGCCGCCCUGAAGCUUAUUAUUUGGUUUUGACGUUAGAGUGAAAUAUUAGCCAGUUGUAAUAACCGGUGACGUAAACAAACACUCGAUGCACAUUUUCGCCUAUUUGUCCACACAACUAUAAAAAACUUCUAGAGUAUUUGUAACCGGAUGCUGAACAGAACGGUUCUAGCUCUAGCCUUGAGCUAACUUCGAGAGCUAGCGGAGUUGGCUGAGUUGCGUCAUAGGAUUGAGUUAGCGGUUUCCUGUGAUGUCGUAAAUAUUUCCGAAAAUAAACGCUCAUCCUUUUGGAGAAAAUCCACAAAAAACGAUCAUUCGAGCUGUGUAUUAUAAGAUGGACAGUGAUAAGGCUGAAGCCAAAGGUACGGUGGGCGAUCUGGUGAUGCAGAACCCACAGGCACUGGCAGCUCUUCAGGACAGACUAGACAACUUAACACAGAGUCCUUCAAUCAUGGAGAGCUUACCAGUGUCCGUCAGGAGAAGAGUCAAUGCCUUAAAAAAUCUGCAAGUCAAGAGUGCACACAUAGAAGCCAAAUUUUACGAGGAGGUACACGAGCUGGAAAGAAAGUACGCUGCUUUAUACCAACCACUGUUUGACAAGAGGAAAAGCAUUGUAACUGGUGCAGUGGAGCCCACUGAUGAGGAAUGUGAAUGGCAGAGUGAUCACGAGGAUGAAGAGCUGGCAGAUGAGCUACAGAAGAAAGCCUCCAUAGAUGAGAAGAAAGCCCAAGAGGAGGGCAGUGCCGAGGAAAAUCCCAAAGGAAUUCCUGAAUUCUGGCUCACUAUAUUCCGCAGUGUGGACAUGCUGAGUGAUAUGCUACAGGAAGCCGAUGAGCCAAUCUUGAAACAUCUACAAGAUAUUAAAGUGAUGUUUUCUGAAUCCAAUGAAGCAAUGAGUUUCACUUUAGAGUUUCACUUUGAGCCUAACAGCUACUUUAAAAACACGGUUCUCACAAAAGUCUAUAAGAUGAAGUCAGAACCUGAUGCCGAUGAUCCGUUCUCUUUCGAAGGCCCGGAGAUCAUUGACUGUGAGGGAUGUGAGAUUGAGUGGUACAAAGGGAAAGACGUUACCGUCAAAACGAUUAAGAAAAAACAGAAGCACAAGGGCAGGGGUAUCGUGAGGACGGUCACUAAACAAGUGCCCACUGACUCCUUUUUUAACUUUUUUAACCCAAUUAAAGUUUCCCCAGACAGUGAAUUGGAUGAGGACUCUGAAAUUACUCUAGCCACAGAUUUUGAAAUCGGCCAUUUCUUCAGAGAGAGGAUAGUACCAAGAGCCGUUCUGUACUUCACCGGAGAGGCGCUGGAGGACGACGAGAGCUUCGAGGAAGAAGAGCUCGACGAAGGUGAAGAGGAGGAUCAAGAGGAUGAUAUUGAGGAAGAUGAUGAGGAGGGAGAUACAAAGAGCGGAGAAGCCCAACCUGCAGAGUGCAAACAGCAGUAACAGACUAGCGCCACCUACAGCAAGUCAGUUUCUUGCUCGACGUCACCUGAUUUCUGCAGAACUGAACAGUCAUUUUAACCAAACAGCAGCAUCAACCGAGUAACAUUGUGCAUGGCAUUUUUUAAUUUAAAUUUUUUCCUCUUUUUUUUUUCCCCCCCAAAAAAACUGGUACCAAAAAUUGGAUGAUAGCAAAAGAACAACAAAAUUUCUGUUUCAUCACUGUGGGUUAUUUCAUUCUGAGCAAACUGGAAAUCGGUUUAUGUUCUUAAAUUGUUACAGGAUUUUUUUUUUCCUGAACUCGCAUUCUGAAAACCCUUGUAUUUUGAAAGUUGGAAUGACAUUAAUUUCAGCUUUAACUAAUUUUAACAUUUUUGACUUAAUAGUUUACUCAGGGUUUUUUAUGGUGAGAAUACAUGCACACACUGUUGUGAAACCGCUGAUAAGAAACAGAUCCCACUUCAUUCUUUAUUAUUUUUUUUUUUUUAUUGUUUUGUUUGUCUUAGGUUUCUAACAAUUAUUGUUACUCUUAAAACUUUUUAGAUCUAUUUCAAAUGAUUCUGAUGUUAUUUAUAUAAACAUUGCUUUUUUUAAUGGUGUUAAACUAAACAUGUACCUGUUCGCCUCUCGUUGGAUUUCGGAGAGUGGAAGAGUUUGGUUCUUUGUCCUGUGUCUCCACCUUUAUCUACAAAAUUGCUUUACUGCCCCGAACGCUUACUAAAGAAUAAAAUAUCAAUAUUGCCAAAAGA